AUGCAGCCAGCCCCAUCCGCUCCCCCCGCCCGCUCCCAAUAUACCUCCACACGCAAAAAGCACAGCGAGGACCGCAGACUCAGCGUCGCUACUGCUGAUAGUUCCGCGUCGCUCACCUCAGGUAGCAGCCCGGCGCGGAGUGUCCGUCGGCGGGCAGUCGCCAAGAAGGGUCACGUUCAAGACGAGACCAGGCCACACGACCACCCGGUACUGAAGGGAGGGGAGGGCUGGGCCGAGCCCACGCCGGGCGAACCGCCGGCACCGGAGAGAAGGCGCUCCCGCACCCGACGCUCUUACGAUCAGGCGGCUUCCGGCGCAUCCGAACGUCAUCAGUCCCCGCCGCCCUGCUCCUGCCGCCCGGCGCUGCCCCGAGAGGCGGCCCCGUGGAGGAGAGGAGAGGCGGCCCCGUGGAGGAGAGGAGAGGCGGCCCCGUGGAGGAGAGGAGAGGCGGCCCCGUGGAGGAGAGGAGAGGCGGCGUUUCCCCUCAGGCGGGACAUGGCUGCUGAGGAAUCUCGCUGCCUGUUGCUUCACGCCGCUUCCUACUCGUACCCAAGGUUUUGGGUUUGCCUUUGUCUGGGGUCCAGCUCCAUGGUUGCUGAUACCUGAAAUCUUACUUAAAGAGAGAGGCAUAGUGAACGCUGCUUGUGUGUUAACGAACUGGGUUAUGGUCUUCUUAGGAACCCAUCGAAUUUCAGUAUGUUAUAGUAAGUACCAUUAAUUACUCUUUAUUUCUUCAGUUCCUGUGGUUUUUUUUAACCUGGUGUACUGACUGUAAUGGCCACGUGAAAAUAUUAAUUGUAUUGGGGCCAGUAUUUUUUUCUAAGAUGUAAAAUAAAAUCCAAUUUUAUAAGUAAAUAAAUAAAAUUUCCUUGCUCCACUCUACCUUUUCCUUAUAGUUCAUGUUACAGUGAAGAAGUGCACGAUGCAGCCUGGGUAAUGUUAGUUUCAGACUGUAGUGCUUGAUGUUUGUGUGGCUGUUUUUUCUGGGAUGCCUGACAUCAGAAUUAAGUCUUAAUCCCAAAUGGAGAUGAAUUCUUGGCUUUCAUGGAUUUAAGGUUUUUUUCCUAUUGUCCGGUGGCUAGGAAUACAUUUAAAUCACAAGAAAG
Molecule: messenger RNA, 1106 nt
Organism: Parus major (Great Tit)
Lineage: Eukaryota; Metazoa; Chordata; Aves; Passeriformes; Paridae
Product: translation initiation factor IF-2-like
Exons: 3
Coding region: 1-606 (201 amino acids)
Source: RefSeq, a predicted model, not a curated record